Sphenostylis stenocarpa is the source of this 234-nucleotide messenger RNA. Lineage: Eukaryota; Viridiplantae; Streptophyta; Magnoliopsida; Fabales; Fabaceae. The record is from the annotation of a GenBank genome assembly.
AUGGUUUCAUUAGAUAUCUUACAACUAGAAUCGCUAUUAUUUCCUAUCCAGUUCCUCCACCACCGCGAACCCCAGUUAAAUUCAGGCAUGAUAUACUUUUUAGUUAUUGGGAGAACCCGAGUACUCUCUUUCGGAUCCAGGAAAGAACUCUCAGAGAUCUUUUUUCCUUUUGGAAGAUACAGGAGCGGAACAAUCAACCUAUUGAUAUUGGAAGAAUCAGAUGAUUCUUCCAAU